GGAGAAGGAGAAGCAGGAGACGGAGACGUACAAGGAGAGCCAGAAGAAGGUGAUGGUGAAGGCGAUGAAGUGCGGCAUUGAGAUAGUCAUUUCCAAGGCGUCUGCCAGCGGCAGCUCGGUGACAGCCACGGCUUCCUUCACAGUCAAGGCCUCGCCCAAGUGGUGGACUCCUCAUCCCCAUUUGCAGAGAACCAGCGCCGCCGGCGACGUUUCCAGAUCUUCCAGCUCUGCCACUCCCACUUCCACUCCCACUGUGGCCACCAGCAAGCCCACCACUACCUCCUCCUCCGAGUCCAAUGGACCCUCCCAUAACAAGAACGAAAAGGGAAAGCGCGCCGUCGCCAACGCUUACAACGACGACCCCCACCGCGCACAAACGGUUCUCCCCGGCAUCUUGGAAAUCCACCUCACGCCCGAGGAAGCCAAGCCGGAACUGAUGGACGCCAAAUACGACUACUGGGAGUUCAAGACUCCACCCGACCUCUAUGUGGUCUCGGACCAAGACUCGCCCUUCAACCCGUAUGCGGGAGCGCGAGAGAAGAGGAAGCAGGAGGCGGAGGAGGCCGAACGCAAAAGGAAGGCGCAGGAGGAACACGAC
This is a messenger RNA of Neurospora tetraspora, 598 nucleotides long. RefSeq lists its product as uncharacterized. The transcript has a single exon. NCBI's taxonomy places the organism in Eukaryota, Fungi, Ascomycota, Sordariomycetes, Sordariales, Sordariaceae. The annotation marks the transcript as partial. The record is from RefSeq and is a predicted model, not a curated record.